Molecule: messenger RNA, 823 nt
Organism: Plectropomus leopardus (leopard coralgrouper)
Lineage: Eukaryota; Metazoa; Chordata; Actinopteri; Perciformes; Serranidae
Gene: znf593
Product: zinc finger protein 593
Molecular function (GO): nucleic acid binding; zinc ion binding
Source: RefSeq, a predicted model, not a curated record
UAGAAGAUUUCUUAGAGGCAAUCUGAUUGUAUUUUGUGUCAGUUUGGCACAAACACGAAUACAAGACCUGAUUUUGUUACACUACAUCGCUAGAUGGGUUUUAUAACGUCUACGCUGGCUGACAUCUGUUUUCUACGUACUCGACGAUCCUGCAGGAUCCAUCAUGGGGAAAUCUAAACAAGUAGGAAACCACAAAAGUGACAAGAAGAAGAACAUUUCAAAGACAUGGAAGACAAAGCGCAGGACUAAAGACCUGGACCAGAUCCACUCGGACAUGAAGCCUGAGACAGCGGCCAAGCUGCUGCACCAGGAGGUGGACUACGAUGUGACAGGCUGUGCUCAACACUACUGCUUACACUGCGCGAGAUAUUUCGUGGAUAUGAGAUCCUUGAAAGAGCACUUCAAAAGUAAAGUGCACAAAAAACGGCUGAAGCAGCUCAGAGAGGAGCCCUACACCCAGGCAGAGGCAGAGAGAGCAGCAGGGAUGGGCUCCUACAUCCCUCCAAAAAAGGUUGAAGUGAAGACACAGCCUGUGGAAGAGGACAUGGACUGAGAGAUGCCCACUGUAACCCAUCGGACUGAUCAACUCAACCACAGAAGCAUUUACAGAAUUAAUAAUGCUUCUAUUGCUUCUUGCUGUCACAAAUGUUUAAUGCAUUGUUAAAUGCUUUUUUUGUGGCACACUUUGUCUGACUCUUGAUAGCAGUUAGACUUCUGUCUAUCACCACAGUCGAGGAGGCCUCACCUUAUACUGGGUAAUAUGAUGCACCAUGUACCUGUGUAAAUAUUGAGUGUGUGUGUGUGGAAUGCUAAUAAACAUGAA